This is a messenger RNA of Spodoptera frugiperda (fall armyworm), 1404 nucleotides long. Its product is annotated as WD repeat-containing protein 74. Gene Ontology annotation, molecular function: protein binding. NCBI's taxonomy places the organism in Eukaryota, Metazoa, Arthropoda, Insecta, Lepidoptera, Noctuidae. Bases 101 to 1384 code for a protein of 427 amino acids. The transcript is spliced from 8 exons. Gene Ontology annotation, biological process: ribosomal large subunit biogenesis. The record is from RefSeq and is a predicted model, not a curated record. Gene Ontology annotation, cellular component: nucleolus; preribosome, large subunit precursor.
CGUAACUGUCAUUUGAAAUUGACAUUUUAAUUCACGUGUUUACCGUGGUUGUGAUGUGCGUUAAUAUUGUUGAAAUUGUAGAUAAAUAUUAGAAAUUACAAUGUUAUUGAUAGAAGAUAAAGAAAUCGACAUAUUUGUCGCUAGUAAAAUAGGUUCUUUGAAACAUAUAAAAUACCAUACGGACACAACAAAGAACAAUAAGAAAUACAUAGAGAACCUCGUAGAUAUAAAGACUCUGCAGAAAGAUGAAGGGAUCACUCGGAUGGAGUGGAGCAACGCUGAGCAGACUGAGAUGCUGAUUGGACGGAAGAACCAACAGAUACAAAUCUACAACACACUCCAAGGUUUCACGAAGUCCUACACAGCGGACUUCGCGCCCGGCGAGGUGGUGGGCCUGGGUCGUUGUAAGAGGAAGCUGCUGGCCGCCGUCUCCAGUGGAGUCGUGAAGAUAUGGAGUAAGAAGGCAGAGGAAGUCAUCAAUGUCGGCAAGAUUGACCGGAUGAGGGUCUGUGCUGACGAUGAUACUGUUUUUGCUACUGGUGGAGAAGAAAACGACCUAAAGAUAUGGCGUAUAGGCGAGCCCGCGCCUACAUUCGUAGCCAAGAACCUCCCGCACGACUGGCUGCAGCUGAGGAGGCCCGUGUGGGUCACUGACCUCGUGUUCCUCCCGCAGGAGGGAGGGAGGCUCGUUGGAGUGUGCUCUAGACAUGGAUAUGUUAGGUUAUACGACAGUCGAGCACAGAGGCGGCCCGUGAUAGCGGUGGACUUUGAGAAGAUGGCUGCCACCUGCAUCGCCAACAGUUUUGAUGAACGACAAGUUUUAGUAGGAUUUGGCAGAGGCCAACUCCAUCAAGUGGACCUGCGCAAAGGCAAACCGGACAAAGGGUACAAAGGCUGCGUAGGCGCAGUGACCGAUAUAUCCAUAGUGAAGGAACCCCGGCUUAUAGUCAGUUCGAGUCUCGACCGACAACUGCGAGUACAUGAUUAUGCCAGCAAGGAGUUGGUUUAUAAGCAAUACCUAACAUCGAAGUUAUCGUGCGUGCUCAUACAGUCAGAGAGCUCGACUCCUCUCAGCAGAGUUGAGGAAGUCAAGGAGGAGAAACCAGAGCUAGGAGUAGAGGAGAUAGAGGCAGAUGAUCUAGACACCCUGUUUGAUAACAUGGAAACUGUCAGUGAAAAACCGAAAAAGAUGAAGCUAAAACCGGAACCCGAGGAGUUGCCAGCUAAGAAAAUCAGACCUUCAUCAGAGGGCGCCACUGACGCUGAUUUAGACAACACAGAUGAUGCGAUCAAGAAGCUUCUGCGAAGCACAGAGAAGCAGAAGCGGAAACGAGAACAGAAGAAAAAAGAGAAGAAAGCUAAAAGUGUAUUCCAUAACGCUUGAAAUAAAAUAUGUUAAAAAAA